Molecule: messenger RNA, 1531 nt
Organism: Drosophila serrata
Lineage: Eukaryota; Metazoa; Arthropoda; Insecta; Diptera; Drosophilidae
Product: deubiquitinase DESI2
Biological process (GO): protein deubiquitination
Molecular function (GO): deubiquitinase activity
Source: RefSeq, a predicted model, not a curated record
ACAACUCUACAAUCAAUCCAUAAACAAAAAAUUUUUGUGUAAACUAAAAACAAAAGCGGAAGCUCAAAAGCAACUUUUUCCGUAUAAUUUGGCCUUUUAUGAUUUGUUAAAUUUUUUAUUUAGAAUAUGACAUGCUGAGAAGAGUCCUUUGAUCAAGUACUUCACUAUACUCUUCGUGCCCCGCAAAACCAACGACGCAUUUAAUCAAUGUUCUCCAACGGAUUGCCCUGCAAUCUGUCGUUUCCGAGCUGUCUCAGUGUACCCAAAGACGAGAUCGGUAAUGAAGAGCUCCUGCCCUCCAAUAUGGGAACCCGCGAGCCAGUUAUUCUCAAUGUCUACGACAUGUACUGGAUCAACGAGUACACAACCUCGAUUGGACUGGGCGUAUUUCACUCCGGCGUAGAGGCAUUCGGCACCGAGUUUGCCUACGGCGGACACCCAUUUCCUUUUACGGGGGUCUUCGAGAUCUCUCCGCGGGACCACGACGAGCUGGGCGACCAGUUUCAGUUCCGCCAGAGCAUCCAGAUCGGCUGCACCGACUUCACAUACGAGGAGGUGCGCCGGAUUGUCGAGGAGCUGGGCAAUCAGUUUCGGGGCGAUCGCUACCAUCUCAUGAACAACAACUGCAACCACUUCUCGGGCUCAUUAACUCAGAUACUUUGCGGCCAAGAAAUACCCAGCUGGGUCAAUCGUUUAGCGCAUUUCAGCUCCUGUGUGCCAUUUCUACAAAGAUGUUUGCCAAAAGAAUGGCUGACACCCAAUGCCUUGCAGCAGAGCAUUACAACAAUCCAAGAGCGCGAAGACUCGGAUACCAGUCCCCUUUGAGACAUUACCUGACCGAGAAUAUGUCACUUGCAGACAGCAGCAAACAAGCGAUCAUAAUUCACAUCCAAAAGCAGUUGUAAGAGCAAAAUUGUUAAGUUACUCACGUCGUCGUCGUCGCAUCAACAACAACAAUUUCCAAGCCAACAAAACGCCCCAAAACAAACAAAAAGCAACAACUAUUAUUAAUAGACUUAAAUUAGGCGAUAUACAAACAUACUUACAUAGACAUACCUACAUAGAGACAAACAUACAUUGCGAGGUGACUAAAUUAUUGGCUAUUGUAAUUUGUAUUUGUAAUAUGACUAUUCAGAAUUAAGAUAUUAUUAAGUGGCCGGUAAAUUUAAGUAGCAGAGAGCGCCGUCAGUGCAGCAGUGUCAUUUAUAGAAUUUUAAAUUAACUACGAAGACAUCGAGAAAUCAUCAUUAGGCACUUGCUAAAGAUAAUGUACUAAACAAAAAACCCACAGACAUAUUUGGUGAAACGAUAUCAAAAUGUUGCCCAAUUUAAUUGUUUACUUCUCUGUCAGCGGUGGGAAUGUGAGUGUUUUAUUUUUUAAUUCCCACCCACCAAGCAUCUGAGCUCGAUUAUUGAGAUGAUUUCCUGGUUGAUUUCUUUUACAAUUACAUUUUACCGAGUUUAUAAGCCGCAUGUCUAUCAAAACACCAAAAUGAUCUGUUAUCAAUAAAUAUAAUAUAUAUAUACUUGA